GCCGGGCGCUAUUUACAGCGCGGACGCGGGCUCUUUGGCCGGUGCAGUCGCUGCCCGUGGGUUCGUUCUCCUCGAGUCCGCUGUUUGUGGCUAGUGCACGGGGUUGCGAGGCAAAGGAAAGACCUCCGGGAAGCGUGCGGGGCCGGGAACGUGUCCUCGGUAGUCUUGGUCCCGCUCCAUGCUCCGGCUCCCGCCCCGCCACUGACGGCGCCCGGGCUCGUGCGCGGCGCGCCCCGGGGGUCGUAGUGCAGCCGGGCCUGGCUCCCGGAGCGACGGGGGCGCGGGGCGUCAAUGGAUCGCCACUCCAGCUACAUCUUCAUCUGGCUGCAGCUGGAGCUCUGCGCCAUGGCGGUGCUGCUCACUAAAGGAGAGAUCCGAUGCUACUGUGAUGCCGCUCACUGUGUGGCAACGGGUUACAUGUGUAAGUCUGAGCUGAGUGCCUGCUUCUCCAGACUUCUCGACCCUCAGAACACCAAUUCUCCACUCACUCAUGGCUGCUUGGACUCACUUGCCAGCACAGCAGACAUCUGCCGAGCCAAACAGGCCCAAAACCACUCUGGCCCCGCCAUGCCUACGCUGGAAUGCUGUCACGAAGACAUGUGCAAUUACCGAGGGCUGCACGACGUCCUUUCUCCUCCCAAGAGUGAAGCCUCAGGACAAGGAAACCGGUACCAGCAUGACAGUAGCAGAAACCUCAUCACUAAGGUGCAGGAGCUGACUUCCUCCAAAGAACUGUGGUUCCGAGCUGCAGUGAUAGCGGUCCCCAUCGCUGGUGGGCUUAUCUUAGUGUUGCUCAUUAUGUUGGCCUUGCGAAUGCUCCGAAGUGAGAACAAGAGACUGCAGGAUCAGCGGCAACAGAUGCUCUCUCGUUUGCACUACAGCUUCCAUGGGCACCAUUCCAAGAAGGGGCAGGUUGCGAAGUUGGACUUGGAGUGCAUGGUGCCCGUCAGUGGGCAGGAGAACUGUUGUCUGACCUGUGACAAAAUGAGGCAAGCAGAACUCAGUAAUGAGAAGAUCCUUUCACUCGUGCACUGGGGCAUGUACAGUGGUCAUGGGAAGCUGGAAUUCGUAUGACAGAGUCGUAGCUGAACUGUAAACUGAACCCUUGAAGGUCUUCUGAAUUCUGCUGGACAGGAGGAGCACUUUUAUCUGGAGACAAACUAAUUCGCUUAGUCAUCUUGGAGAGACAAAAAUGACCUCUGCAAAGAGAAUCUUGGGUAUUUUCUUCUGAAGGAUUAUUUGCACAGACUCAUACAGUCAAAUGGAUUAAUUUGCUUUAAAAUUGUAAAAAGCAAAGAGAGGACUCUGCACACACUUUCCCAGGGCUCUUUGUGUCCCGGAGAGCCAUGACUGACUGAAAUAAACAGUUGUGCUCUCUGUAAGCUCCUACAUCUUCAUUUAUUGUAAAGAUUUUUUAAAAAAUAUAUAUUUUUGUCUGAAAA
Molecule: messenger RNA, 1442 nt
Organism: Mesocricetus auratus (golden hamster)
Lineage: Eukaryota; Metazoa; Chordata; Mammalia; Rodentia; Cricetidae
Gene: Bambi
Product: BMP and activin membrane bound inhibitor
Exons: 3
Coding region: 292-1074 (260 amino acids)
Biological process (GO): transforming growth factor beta receptor signaling pathway; positive regulation of canonical Wnt signaling pathway; negative regulation of transforming growth factor beta receptor signaling pathway
Molecular function (GO): frizzled binding
Source: RefSeq, a predicted model, not a curated record